Molecule: messenger RNA, 1888 nt
Organism: Corticium candelabrum
Lineage: Eukaryota; Metazoa; Porifera; Homoscleromorpha; Homosclerophorida; Plakinidae
Product: probable serine/threonine-protein kinase DDB_G0271682
Exons: 4
Coding region: 67-1587 (506 amino acids)
Biological process (GO): signal transduction; protein phosphorylation
Cellular component (GO): cytoplasm
Molecular function (GO): ATP binding; protein kinase activity
Source: RefSeq, a predicted model, not a curated record
GCAGGUUGUACAAGCUCAACAGCAACAGCAUCAAAUGUUCAUCUUUCUACACCAGUGACACAAACAAUGAGGACCACUACACCUACACAACAACUGAGAAAUGAAAGUUCAGAAAAGGAGAGAGAAAUUGCUGAAAUGAGAAGACAAAUUACAGACCUACCGACAGCAUUGAGAGCAAGUGCAUGUCAAGUUGAGGAUUUACAAAGAGAGUUGGAGCAGCUCAGAGAAAGCAAUCAAGCCAUUCAAGCAGAGAAAUCUGCUUUACAGCAGCAAUUGGCUGAUCAGGAGGCUGUGACUCGUACUGUCGCUGAUGAGAAUGAACGUCAAGUGGGAGAAGUAAGGAGAUUGCUGCAGCUCAUGCAGCGACGUGACGAACACAACAAACAACUACAAACAGCAGUUGAUGAGCAGGAACAUUUAGCAGCACAGAAACAGAGAGAAGCAAACGAACUGCAGGAGGAAAUCACAAGAAUGGCAAGUCGGUUAGAUGACAAUGAGAGACAACUGCAACAAAAGGAGGAAGAAUUGGAUUGCAAGAGAAACACAAUAGAGCAACAGGGAAGCACAAUAGAAGAGCAGAGAAGGCAAAUGAAUGUCUUGAGGCAGGAGGUGCAAGAGAAGCAGAUGACUAAUGAACGUCUAGCAAGAGCCUUACAGAGAAGUGAAAGUGCAGUGCAGGAGCUGCAACAACUUCAACAUCAAUACGACAGCGUUACACUGAUCCAUGAUGACAGUUUACACGUGACUGGAUUAAAGUUGGGAGAAGGAGCUUAUGGAGAGGUUGGUGUUGGCAUGUGGAGUGGUGUAAGAGUUGCUGUCAAGACAUUUCAUGAAGAACCGGUUAGAGUAGACGAACUCAACAUUUCGUUCAUUCAACGUGAAGUGUCGGUGUCCAGUCGUGUCCAUCACCCCAAUGUUGUAUCCAUCUGUGGAGCUAUCAUUGAGAAUGAAGUUCCUCUUCGUAUCGUCAUGGAGCUUUUGGAAGGAUCACUGAAAGAUGUGAUCAAAGCUGCUUUGAGAAGCAGAUAUCUGUCCACGAGGGAACAAGUGGAUAUAGCUGUGGGAUGUCUGUGUGGUGUGAUGUAUCUCCACCAGCUGCAGCCUGCUCUUCUUCACGGAGACAUUCGCUCUACCAACAUUCUCAUCGGCAAGACCAUGGAAGCCAAAAUCGGUGAUCUGGGCUCUUGUCGCUUCUCUAACGAGUCACUUUCUGUCGGUCCUCUCAGUCCACAAUACAUUGCACCAGAACGAGUCGUGGAAGGUCGUGCAGUGACCCCACGCAACACAACACAAGCCGACGUGUACAGCUUGGGAGUCACGUUUGUCGAGUUAUUCACAGGAGUAGGUGCAGAGGUGAAACGGCGUAAGAGUCAGUUUCGAGCUGUUCCUUAUGUUCCACUGCAGGACAUUUGCUUUGCUAUGGCAGAAGAGAAUCCACGUGAUCGCAUUUCUGCAGCAGCAGCUCUCUUGCAAGUGAAUGCAGUGAAGCAGAAUGGCGAGUACACUUCGUGUCCUCCCAAAAGGAUGGUGAAAGGCAAGAAACGCAAUGAAGACAAAGUGAUACUCGUAGAGAUGCCGUGGAUGUGACUUUAGAGCAGAUAAUUGUGAUGUAUUUGUUUGUCCGUUUGUCUCGAUUUAUCCAACUUUGCAGCUUGUUAUAAAUGCAAUAGAUGAUGUUGCACGUGUGUAGUCUGCUGUGCAAUAUGAGUCGACAUUGAACUUUUUGAUAUUCUAGCAGUCGGUGUCAUAGUUUUUAAUUUACAGUUUCACUUUGUGCUGAUGUGAAUUGUACACAUUUUUCGUAGCCUUUUUAAAUGCUGUUUAUCACUUUUGUAUGUCAAUGCUACAGCUGAGUAUGAGUCUUUUAUAAUACAACUUGCCAAUCGAA